Messenger RNA from Tinamus guttatus (white-throated tinamou), 777 nucleotides. The record is from RefSeq and is a predicted model, not a curated record. NCBI's taxonomy places the organism in Eukaryota, Metazoa, Chordata, Aves, Tinamiformes, Tinamidae.
AUGUCGGUCACAAAAAUCCCUGCUUUGGCUUCCCAUUGCAAAGAAGGGGCGACUGAGGGCUCGCCUGAAGCCGACAAUGUGUCUCUAGCCCGCUACAAGAUCCCCGUUAUCGAGAACCUGGGCGCCACCCUGGACCAGUUCGACGCCAUCGACUUCUCCGACAACGAGAUCCGCAAGCUGGACGGGUUCCCGCUGCUGCGGCGCCUCAAAACCCUCCUCAUGAACAACAACAGGAUCUGUCGGAUCGGGGAGGGACUGGAACAGGCCUUGCCCUAUCUCACAGAGCUCGUUCUUACCAACAACAACAUCGCUGAACUGGGUGAACUGGAUCCGUUAUCAUCUAUUAAAUCAUUGACUUACUUGAGCAUUUUAAGGAACCCUGUAACAAAUAAGAAGCAUUACAGAUUGUAUGUAAUCCACAAAGUUCCUCAGGUCAGAGUGCUGGAUUUUCAGAAAGUGAAGCUCAAAGAGCGACAGGAGGCAGAGAAAAUGUUCAAGGGCAAACGGGGUGCACAGCUUGCAAAGGAUAUUGCCAGGAGAGCAAAAACCUUCACUCCAGGUGCUGGUCUCUUGACUGACAAGAAGAAAUCCGGGCCCUCGCCUGGGGACGUGGAAGCAAUUAAGGCUGCUAUAGCAAAUGCUUCAACUCUAGCCGAAGUGGAGAGGCUGAAAGGCUUGUUGCAGUCCGGUCAGAUACCCGGCAGAGAACGAAAACCAGGCCCCUCGGAGGACGCUGAAGAGGAAAUGGAGGAGGACCCUGUUCCCAACGGCUCCUAA